[Torrubiella] hemipterigena is the source of this 6782-nucleotide messenger RNA. Lineage: Eukaryota; Fungi; Ascomycota; Sordariomycetes; Hypocreales; Clavicipitaceae. The record is from the annotation of a GenBank genome assembly.
CUUUCUUGCUUGAUUUCCUUCUCAGUAGUUGCAAUCAUGUUCGAUUUUGAAUCUGGCAAUCGAUUGCUCAGCGCAAUGCAGGCUGCUCCACUCUUGGCAUUGUUAUACGGUGAUCCUAGCCUGCUGUCUGCAGCAGUCUUUGUUCUCGCUGCGCUAUACAGUCUUGUCCAGCUAGCACAACGCCGAACUUAUAUCCCCAUCAGAUGUGAAUUCCAGUUGCUGAGCAAAUUGGCUAUCGCAGGCACUUUGAUGGCACUGCAGCUGCAAGUAAAGCCGUCUAAUGAUGCAUCGCAGUCGACUAUGUCCACACAUGCAAUGAAGUUCUUGGAGUCUGCUUUGCUUUGUCUUUUAGUUCUUGUGUCUCACUGUUCUUCUCCUUCUCCAUCAUUCCUGCUAAGUGUCCAUCUACCCCUGGAAACUUUUCUUAGAGUUAGAUCAUUUUGGCUUUCUUCACCCAACACUUCGCCUGAGCUUGCGUCUAUAAUUCUCACAGUUAGUCUCCUUCUUCUGCACGAGCAACCAAAAUGGUCGCAAAUUCCAGAGGAAAAUCGACAACAUCUCCAAGAGCAGGAUACCCUUGGGCUAUGGACAAAAUCAGUCUUCCUUUGGGUAUUUCCAAUCUUACGUCGAGCUAGAGCUGGAGAGUUAACCUUGGACAUGUUGAUGAAACCACCCAAGGCAAGUAACCCGUUUGCUCUAAACGAACGAUUCCAAACCAGUUGGGCAAAAGACGGACAAAAGAAAAAUGCUCUGUUGAAGAUAUUUAUCAAAGCUCACUGGUCAAUCUUUCUUCGCGGUAGCAUUUCAGCACUUAUUGUGAAGGCUUUGAACCCUUGUCUUGCAUUUUUGAUUGAGCGCUUCAUCAGAACACUGGAAUUGAGGUACAACGAGACAGAUCCCUUAGUUAACUAUUCAGUGGAGGUUUAUCAGCUGACGUUGCAAAUGUUCUGCCUUCUUUUGGGCCUGAUGGCGAUGCGAGGCUCUUCUGCAUCUGCUGAUGCUGAGAUCAAAACUCGUCUCAGAGGUCUCAUCACCGUGACAUCAUUCAACAAACUGCUUUCGCUUUCCGACCAAGCCUUGUCAAAAUUCGCAGACUUUUCUUUGCUGCGCAACGAUUUAGUUGUUAUACAGAAUUGUGUCAAAGACUUUCAAGACAUCAGCACUAGUCUUCUUAGUGCGGUGUUUUGCUCUUGUAUAUUAUGGCAAUCUAUCGGUCUCAACAUGGUUGCAGCAAUACUUACAGCUCUUGGCUCAGUGAUACUGUGUGGCUUUUUGGGAGAGCAAGUAGCAGUUAGUCGACAGCAAUGGGGUCAAGACUCUAAGGCUCGCGUGACUGAGAGCGCCAAGCUUAUCCAAAGCAUCAAAUACGCGAAGAUGACUGGUGCCACUAACCUUACAACGCUUAUCCUGAAUCGAUUACAAAAAGCUGAAGCUACUAGUCGAAGUGUGUAUAUGAAGAAAAAUACUCUUCGCUUUACAUUCGUGGUAGCCACACACGCCAUCACGCCAAUUUUCGCCUUCGGAAGCGACCUUUUCAGGAGUGGGAAAUUAGACAAUAUUCCUCUUCUUCUUAAAAGCGUUGCUCUAAUCUACUGGUUCUCUGAAGAUUUAAUGCUAGUUCUCGAAAUCCCCGAGAUCUGGGCAACGGCUAUAUCAUCUUGUUCACGGGUCGAGGCUCUUCUGCGCACUACAGCACUUGAGAGUUCAGCCACACCGAUGAGGUAUCUUGAACCUGCAGAACAAAACCGUUUCACGCCAGCGAUUAAAUUCCAAAAUGUCAGUCUCGCGCCAGUUGCGGAUCGAGCACCCAUAUUGACUAAUGUGUCGUUGUCAAUUGUUCGUGGUAGCCUUUCGGUUCUUACUGGCGCGAUAGGUAGUGGGAAGACUCUCUUUGUCCGAGGCAUAAUUGGUCGCGCCCACAAAACGCAAGGCAUUAUAACUGUACAAGAUUCAGUGAUUGCCUAUUGUGGUCAAGAUGAGUGGCUUGUUAACGGAUCUGUCCGUCACAACAUUAUUGGGGAUAAUGCAUACGAUGACGCGUGGUACACCUCCGUUAUGACAGCCUGUGUCUUAACAGAAGACAUAACAUAUCUUGAAAAUGGUGAUGAAUUUGUUGUUACGUCACUCGGAACGAACAUGGAACCUGCAUUUCGACAAAGACUUGCACUGGCUAGAGCCGUCUACUCGCGGGCUCCGGUAGUUAUUUUAGACGACUUUCUAAGCAAUCAAACCCCAAUAACUUCAAGGCGCUUAGUUGCCCAGCUAUUUGCCUCGGGCGGACUAUUGGCCAAAGGUAGAACUAUUCUCGUCACAACAUCACAUCCCGAACCAUUUUAUGAUUUCUGUCGCGAGAUCUUACAUAUAAAUGAGCAUCGACACGUUGUGCGACGUCUUACCCCAAUGGAUCGCAGCCCACGUCCCCCCCAGAACUCAGACAAUGCCGAUCAAGACCAGAGUCGCAAUAGACACCUACCGGCACCAGGUGACCAUCCAGCGCCGGAGGGCAUUGCAUCUCAGUUGCGAAAUGUGUCUUCUGUUCCAUCUAAUUAUCAAGAGAUUUCCUACUCAGUCUAUCUGCGACAAUUCAAUUACUUGCUGCUUGCUGCUUGGCUGCUGAUGCUCUUCAUUACUACUUGUUUGGAAGCUACACCCCUCGUUUACCUUCGUUUCUGGCUUGGCGAUGUCGCACCGACCGAGUUUCCAUUUGUACGGUGCUUUGCGUUGACACUUUUGAGUGGACUUGCCUUUGGUCUCAGUGGAUACCUAUUUAAUCUGAAGUUAGCUACCAAGGCAGCACAGUCGCUUCAUGAUAGAUUUCUUCAUACAAUCAUCGGGUCAACAAUGCCUGCCUUGAGCUCGGGUAAACUGAAACUGGCGAUUGACUUAUUCAAUGAGAGUAUCAGCACAACAACAAGGGCCUUACCAAGCAGUGUAUUCCAAGUUGCAUACAGUUUCGUGACAAUGAUACAUAUGUUCGGCGUAAUGUCUUCAGUACACAAAUCAGGUUUAUUGAUGGCUGUUGGCAUCAUAUCGUCCCUAUGUGGUAUCCGGAACCUUUACUGCUAUGCUGCACAACAGCUGAAACGCUUACAGCUAAGUACAACUGACGACUUGCAUGGCUAUUUCGCCGAGACAGUCACAGGUGUUCCUCAUCUACAAUGCUUCCGUUCGCAGCGAUUGCAUAUGCAACGAGUGCGGAAAGCUAUCAUCAACACGCAGAUCGUGUCAUACAAUCUCGAUUCCUUGGAGGCCUGUAUGACAAUGAUGGCAGACAUGUCUACACUGUUACUUGUCACGUCGUUUGCUUACAUUCUGGGCCAUGGAGAUGUUCAUCCUCAUCUCGCCGGAUUAGUACUAGUACUACUUCUCUAUACAGUCCAGAUUCUUCCCAGCAGGAUCAAGCAAUGGCAUAACAUGGAUAUGGCUAUGCUUGACCUUCAGAAAGCUGAAGAAUUCAUCUAUACCACUCCUCAGAUAGAGCUGGAAGGGCAGAAACCAGCGCUGCCCAACAACUGGCCAACUCAAGGUCUCGUUGAGUUUGAGAAUGUCUCUAUUGGAUACAAUCCCGCGGUUAAUAACCAUGUUAUUACCAAUGCAACUUUUAGACUCGAGGGCGUCCAAAAGGCCGCAAUAUAUGGACCACGCCAAAGCGGUAAAACGACAUUGAUAUUGUCUAUGAUUUUACUCCUCCCUUAUGAAGGAUCCAUCAAAAUUGACGGUAUCGAAGCUCGGGACAUCCCCCGUGACAAGUUCAAACAGAUCUUUACCAUUAUACCGGAAUCCCCUGUUAUAUUCCCGUCUUGUUCGAUUCGUCAAAACUUGCUCACUGACGAAAUCAUUGAUCCUACUCGAGCAGAUGCCGCUCUCAACCCUGAUGGUAUCCGCUUCCUGUUUGACGACAACAUGGAUGAAAGGCUCACUUUGAUAACAAAAGUCCUCCAUGGAGUGGGAUUGUCAGACAUAGUUCGGAACUCUGGUGGUGUUGAUGCUAAGUUCUCAAAUCUUGUCCUAUCCCCAACACAGCGUCAAAAGUUUUCUCUUGCUCAAGGCUUGGCUAAACAUUAUGCAACGCGGACUAAGAUAGCCAUUAUUGACAGCACUACUAGUCACGUCAAUACAGAGGGACUGGAGCGCAUGACUUCGCUCAUCGAUGAGAUUUUAGGGGUAGACCCCGAUUGCAUGGUUAUCACGCUGGCCAGCCAUUCAGACGCAAUCGAAGGUUCACAAUACGUGGCUCGAAUUGCAGGUGGCAGAGUGGUCAAGUUCUUUGUUGAAAGCAUGCUUCACAGGAAGAAGACUUCAAAAAACAGAGUCUCAAAAAGAAGUCCAAAGAGUCCAGCUACGUUAAGCGAAGAAGAACUCGUGGGCAAGGUAGCAAGAAGAAGCGAACGAGGUGGGCAUGAGGGGGGACCGAGGCGGCGGACGCCGUCGCCCGCAUCUUCAUCGUCGUCUGAGGCUCCUCAGUUGGAUUCAAAUGCAGUGGCUGGCCCAAGUACAUUGCCGGCAUCACCGCCAAGGCCUUUAUCACCACAGUCGUCAUCGUCGGGUGCUCCAUCUCCUACUUUUAGCCUGACGCCAGAGACUUACAGCGCUCGCCGAGCAAGUCGCUCUACUGGAAGUGGACGGCAUCCCGAACCCCUCCCAGAGGCAUCUCCGUCCAGUAGACCACGAGUUGAACCAACCCGCCGUCGCAGAGGCCGAACAAUAAGACCAGCCCCAGUAGUCCUACCAAGAAGCCCCUCCAUAUCGGAUGACAGCGACGACGACACACCACCGGCAAUCCCUGGCUGGAUGGCUGACUUUGCAGAUGACUCCAUCAGCGAGUUAAGACGGCAUGAGUUGUAUACCCGAAUCUUUGAAUAUGGAAGCGUAAAGAUGGAACGGUUGUUACUUCGGCAUAGCCUACGGGACAAUGCGAUCUUGCAGCAUUUCCAUGCACUUCACCACAGUGACGAGCCUCAUAUUCUCCAACGGCAAGUAAGGGACAUUCAGACGGUGUCGGGCUUCUACCACAAACUACAGAGUGCAAUCGUGGUGGCGCGCUACGAGCGACAACAGGGGCGUUGCUAGAAUGUGUAUGGGUGGAGGAAUCUCUGGGUUUGUGAUUUCCUUUCAUUCUUUGCUUGUGCUCUCUUUCAUGCGUUUUACUACGCUGCAAUCUUUUCUUUCUGUAGCUUAGUUAUUUAUUUAGAUAUCCGGGUAGAGCCAGAAAUCCCUGUGGGCUCCAGAACUACACCCCUGCCUCUAUCUAGACAUCGGCGAAUGUUCCAAUAUUACAUACAGUCACAAUUCCAUCUCGACAGCGGCCCCCCUACAUGGGAAACAAACGAGGGUGGCACGGGAAAGCCACAGCGCCCUGGUCUCUCCCGAUGAUUGGAAGGAGGAAGGCGCAUUUCACAUGGAACUGGACGAUUUAGAUUCAACUCAACACAGAGGAAUACUGACCCUCAUAUUGAUACAAUCGCAUUGCGAUGAAAUCUGGGACUUCGUACAAGAGCACCAUCCCUCUCGAAACCCAGACCUCAAGGUAGAUAGACUGGCGCAGAUUGUGCAGCUUCAAAGAGCCAUACAGAGGUCACAGGCAGAUUCAGAAUUGUAUUCUGUUGGAUUUGUACUGCAAAACAUAUUAAUAACACGAUAUGUCUGUGUGCUACUCCAGAACACAAGGGCGCAAACAGCCUCAAAUCAAGGUGGACGGCAGAGUACCCGCGCCAGUAUUCCACUCACCCAUUAGCAAUAUCUAUAAAUAGUAAGGAAUCAAAUCAAAAAAUAAUUUUAAGCUACUAGAUCGAAAAGGAAGCCUUUUUGUGGCGCCUCAGCGAGAAGAGGAACACGGGGGGUCUGUGUACAGCGCCAGACGACCAAGAACAAAGCUAAGAACAAAUAGUCCAGCCCUUUCAUUCUACAAUAUCUAUAAAUAGAAUUGAACAGCCUUUUGUACCUUUAUGAGAAGAUAUCUAUGUACCGGUACUGCUCUGCAAGGAAACGCUGACAUCGAACAUGAGCCGACUGGUCUAAGUUGAGCCGAGAUGGGAAGACAGAGCGCCAGCAGAGGCGUCAAGCUCUCCGGUCCCUAACAAGAUAAGGACGACUGAUAUACUAUUCUGGGCGUGGGUAAAAAUAUGUAUUUCUUCAGUAAUUAAAGUGCACGGAAUUGCUGCCCAACGUAUCUGGCUACGAAGUGGGAGCGUAACCAUGUACUCGGCAGAGAAACAACAAGGAUACCUAUUUACAGCAUUAAGUCUGAUAGCCUGGCAUGUAUUCUGCAUGUGUGUUUGGCUCUGGCCGGUGCGUGAGCCAUCACCGGAGCCUCCACGGCAACAGAGUGGCAAGCCAGCGCAACCACCCAAGACAAGGCGAAUGUCACGACGGCCACGGCCCCGAAGAAGUAACCGAAUUGCAAGACAGUGGCGGAAGGCCCAAGCCAGAUCCAAAGGCAAACGCAGUAGUGCGAGGGGUGGAUAAUGAGAUCAUGCUCAGUACUGGUCGCGACAGAACGGAAAAGGGGUCUCCAAUUUAGUUCCUAGCAAUCUCGGCGCCUGCUCGAGAAAGAGGAGAACGAAUAUCGAUCCAACCUGGCAAGUAUAGUUAUAUCAUAUUGGCACCUCUGGUUAUUGUAGUUGAUGCCACUGCUAUUUACAAAAGUGGUAGUUUCAGGAAGGCCUUGGAAUUGGCGUUGAUUGCCAUCUGCUGUGUCCUGAAUCGUGGUCUGGGGCACAGCGAGGUGUUAGAGCCAGUUUUUAUGCUCGGGCAACAUAAUAUUGAGCUCACGCGUAUUAUCC